UGCUAAGUGGAGGUGACGUGUGUUGAGAGAUAUUAACAAUAUACUAACAAUUACUUCCAUCGCUCUUUCAAUUAUGGAAUUAAACGAGCCAAGAAGUAAAACAUCGAAAUUCAGAUUAGAGCCUAAAUCAUCUUUACCCUUAGUAUUUGGCAAUAAAGGUGAACUAACAAUGUUUCAUGCCAAUUUAACAGCUUUAGGAUCAUGCAUAGAUGAUCCCGUUGAAAUUCAAAUGAUAUACAACAUGGGUUAUUUUGGUAAAGGAUCUUUUUCUAAAAGUCAUCCAUCCUUCGAUAGAAUACAACAUGGAGCACCACCAGUAACACGUAAAAGACAAUGGCAACGCCGUCAAGAGUGGAUUACUGAUGUUCAAAAACUCAGUGCAACAACAUUUUGCGAAAAUGAUAAGCACAAUUUAGAUUGUCAAACAAAUACAAUUGCAUUUUCAAAAUCAAAUAAUAUUAUAGAAUUUUGUAUAAAUAUUUUUGUAAAUUCCCAUGUUCAAGCUACUGAUGUAUUUUUAGAAAACCAUAAUAAAGGAGCAAAUGAAAUUGAAAUUUUAGAUUAUGGUUCGAAAGUUCCAACUAAUGGCCAAAAUAACAAAACUAAUACAGCAGUUGAUCAAAUUGUUCAGCUUGACUCGACAGAAGAGGAGGAUGCUAGUGAAACGUCAGUGGUUGAUAACCAUGAAUCGAGUUACGUCCAUAAAGAUUGUUUUCCCAGUGAUAAUUAUGACCUAGUAAAUAUCUCUAAUAAAUAUAACAGAGGUGAUUCUGAUUUACAAGGAAAAGUAUUAGUUUUAUCGGAUAGCGACUCGGAAACAGACAAUUAUUUAAUAAACAUAAAGCCACAAAUAAAACACGAAAAUUUUCCUGUCAGAGAAACAUUGCACUUGACUGCUGAAGAAACCUUUUUUUUAAUGUAUGGCCUUGGAUGUUUAAGAGUUGUAGAUUUUGAUGGAAAGUAUUUGAGUAUUGGACAAAUCUGGAAUUAUUUUUGCAAAGAACAAAAAUGUUUUUUGCAGAAAUAUAUCGCAUAUCACUAUUUUCGUAGUAAAGGAUGGAUAGUGAAGUCUGGUUUGAAUUACGGUGGAGAUUAUUUGCUGUAUAAAGAAGGACCAUCUUUUUAUCAUUCCUCUUAUAUUGUUAUAAUAGAUGUUUUAGAUGCAGUUGCUUUAAAAAGAAUAGAAAGUAAAUCAUUGAGAAAUCCGACGUGGAAUAGUUUUAUUGGAUUACAAAGAUUGGCUGAAACUGUUAGAAAGGAAGUAUUGUUUGCACAAGUACUGUGGCCACCUUCUGUACCGAUUGAUACUUUGCCAACAUCUCCAGAAGUUCUCUCUCAAUUUACAAUUAAAGAAGUACUUUGGAGAAGAUGGAAAUUAAAUGUUAAUACAUUUAAUGAGUAUAGCGAUGACGAUAAUUACUCGUCGUAA
Molecule: messenger RNA, 1429 nt
Organism: Phymastichus coffea
Lineage: Eukaryota; Metazoa; Arthropoda; Insecta; Hymenoptera; Eulophidae
Gene: Tsen2
Product: tRNA-splicing endonuclease subunit Sen2
Exons: 5
Coding region: 74-1429 (451 amino acids)
Biological process (GO): tRNA-type intron splice site recognition and cleavage; tRNA splicing, via endonucleolytic cleavage and ligation
Cellular component (GO): tRNA-intron endonuclease complex
Molecular function (GO): nucleic acid binding; tRNA-intron lyase activity
Source: RefSeq, a predicted model, not a curated record